This is a messenger RNA of Colius striatus (speckled mousebird), 3714 nucleotides long. RefSeq names its product scavenger receptor cysteine-rich domain-containing protein SCART1-like. The transcript has 23 exons. The record is from RefSeq and is a predicted model, not a curated record. NCBI's taxonomy places the organism in Eukaryota, Metazoa, Chordata, Aves, Coliiformes, Coliidae. Gene Ontology annotation, cellular component: membrane. The coding region runs from base 1 to 3714 and encodes 1237 amino acids.
AUGGAAGUUGAGGAGAAGUGGGAAGCAAACGAGAAAUUGCUCUGCCACCCUCGGGCGAUUCUUACGCCUGUGCCCAGAGGUGAUGAUGCUGCGGGGCGGGAGCGGGACCGGGAGCACCGGCAGCCACGGGACAGGCGCCGCUUCCCCGCGGCCGCCCCGCGGACUCCAUUUCCCGUCAGCGCCCGCGCCUCGCUGUCGCGCAAAGCCGCCGGCGGCAGCCGCGGUGCCUGCCGGGAGUCCCGGGCAGCCGCGGCGGAGCGGGACGAGCCCCGGGCAGCCGGGAGCGACCGGGCUGGGCCCCGUUCUGCGGCGGGGAGUCCCGGGGGAGGCGGCCCCGGCGCUGGCAGCGGGGCCCUGUGGGCGGUGGUGGAAGCGGCCAGCGCCGGCGCCUCAGUUCUCUGCCUGUGUGAGAAGGGAGAUGCCAAGGUCACGGAAGAGACAGGCAAGAUCUCCAAGAAGGAAAAGGAAAUGAAAACAGGCUACCUGCUGCUUUGGGGCUUCAUGGCCUUGGGUGUGUGCUCCAGGAACGGCCCAGUGGAGAACCAGCGCAGCAUCUGUCGCCUCUGCUGGGGCCUGCAGCUCCUGCUCACGGCUCAGGCAUCCAGCUCCAUUCUCCCAGGGCCAGUGGGCACCAGCGUGCUCAUCGGGAUACCUCUGGCAAUAGGGUUUCCUCACGGGUGCCGCUGGGACGAGGGGCAGAAGGUGCUCAAGGGAGUGGAUGCUGUGCCUGUGUGGGUGGGAGAGGGAGGGGCUGCAGAGUUGAGGCUGGUGGAUGGUGGCAGCCGCUGCGCUGGGAGAGUGGAGGUGGAACACAAGGGACAGUGGGGCACUGUCUGUAGUGUCAACUGGGACUUGAAAGAUGCUGCAGUGGUUUGCAAGCAGCUGGGAUGUGGAUCUGCUGUUCGAGCUUUUUGGAAUGCACAUUUUGGACAAGGAUCUGGCCCCAUUUGGUUGGUUGAUGUUCAGUGUCGUGGCUCCGAGUCUGCCCUGUCCAACUGUACACACAGCGGAUGGGGUGAGAACAACUGUGGUCACAGCUGGGAUGCUGGAGUGAGCUGUUCAGGGUUUGUCCGGCUGGUUGGAGGGGACAAUGACUGCUCAGGACACGUGGAGAUCCGUAAGGGGAAUAAGUGGAGAAGUGUCUGUGCCUCAGCCUUUGGUGCCAGAGCUGCUGCUGUGGUCUGCAGGGAGCUGCAGUGUGGGGCAGCCCUGAACAUCCGAGGGGCAGCUCGUGAUGGAACCAGCGCCGGUGCCAUGUGGGACAAAGAGCUGCAGUGUGCAGGGAAUGAACCCUUCCUCCAGUUGUGCCCCAGGGAGACCCCCAGAGACCAUCUCUGCACCCCCAGAGCUGCUACUUGGCUCAGCUGCACACGGUUUGCAGGGUUCAGGCUGGUGAACGGCAGCACGGCGUGCGAGGGGAGGGUGGAGCUGCACGUGCAGGGGACCUGGGGCAGCCUCUGUGCCUCCCGCUGGCACCUCUCCGACGCCCACGUCCUCUGUGGUCACCUGGGCUGUGGCUUUGCCGUGUCCCUUCCCAGAGGAGGGAGUUUUGGGAGAGGAACGGGCCCCGUCUGGAGAGACUCGUUCCACUGCAGUGGGACUGAAGCCCACCUGGGACAGUGCCCAGUGACCGUGCUGGGGGCCUCCCCAUGUUCCCAUGAGGAUGCUGCUGCUGUCGUCUGCUCAGGCCCCGCUGGCUCCGGGUCCCUGCGGCUGGUGGGGGGAGGGAGCCGGUGCGCCGGGCGAGUGGAGAUCUUCCAGCGCGGGACGUGGGGCAGAGUCCUGUCUGAGCAGUGGGCCGUGGCGGAGGCCCGUGUGGCGUGUCGGCAGCUGCGGUGCGGAGAGGCAGAGACGGCCUACAACCCGCCCAAGGCCGAGCGAGGGCCGGGCCCCGUGGGGCUGCGAGGGGUGCGGUGCCAGGGGCACGAGGCCCAGCUGAGCCUCUGCAGCACCUCCCCGACUGAGGCCGCGCCGGCGGCCGGCAUCGCCGAGGACGUGGGGGUGGUUUGUGAGGGGAGCCGGCGCGUGCGGCUGGCGAACGGGCCCGGGCGCUGCGCCGGGAGAGUGGAGAUCUACUCCCAGGGCAGCUGGGGCAGCGUCUGCGACGACGGCUGGGACCUGCCCGAUGCCGCCGUCGUGUGCCGGCAGCUGGGCUGCGGAGGGGCCGUGCGGGCGCCGGGCUCUGCCGCCUUUGGGGAGGGCUCCGGGCACAUCUGGCUGGACGGCGUCAACUGCUCCGGGGCCGAAGCCGCUCUCUGGGACUGCCCGGCCGGGCCCUGGGGGCGGCACGACUGCGGGCACAAAGAGGACGCCGGAGCCGUCUGCUCAGAGUUCACGGCCCUGAGGCUGGAGAACAGCGACGGCUGCUCCGGGCGCCUGCAAGUUUUCUACAACGGGACUUGGGGCAGCGUUUGCUCCAACUCCAUGACCCCCAAAACUGUGUCACUGGCGUGCGAGGAGCUGGGCUGCGGGAAGGAAGGGACCCUGGAGAUACAAUGGCCACGGGGCAGAGUGUCUGGCCCCGCCUGGCUGGACCAUGUGGAGUGUGAGGAGAGACACGGCUCCUUCUGGCUAUGUCCCUCCGAUCCCUGGAACCCGCGGUCGUGCGACGAGCUGCGAGAUGUGACCCACAUCACCUGCCGUGGGACACGGCCCGAAAUGACCCCAACCCCGGGCUCCCCGUGCCCCAACGCCACGAGCUGCACAGACAGGGACAGGAUCCGCGCCGUGGGAGGAGAGGACGGCUGCUCGGGCCGGGUGGAGCUGUGGCACCGCGGCUCCUGGGGGACGGUGUGCGACGACACGUGGGACGUGCGGGAUGCCGAGGUGGCCUGCAGGCAGCUGGGCUGUGGGCCCGCCGUGGCUGCCCUGCCCGAGGCUGCCUUUGGGGAGGGCACGGGCCCCAUCUGGCUGGAGCAGGUGGGGUGUCGGGGCACAGAGGCGGCUCUGCAGCACUGCUGGGCCUGGCCCGGGGACCGCGGGCUCUGCCGGCACAAGGAGGACGCGGCCGUGCGCUGCGCGGCUGCGCCCAGGACAGCAGCACUGACCCCUCGAGCAGAUCCCACUCGGGGCCACCCGACCAGCAGCAGAAGUGUCUCAUUGCCCAUCAUCAUGUGCAUGAUCCUGGGAGCCCUUGUCUGCCUGCUGCUGGUCCUCCUGGCCUGGAGAGUGCUCAGCGCCAGGGCUGAGCGCAGAGGCUCCCAGACAGCCCUGGAGCCCUUCCCUGAGGCCGUGUACCAGGAGAUCAGUUACAGCCCAGUGUGGGAGGAGCAGGCGAGAUUUAACCCAUCAGGCUCCUAUUCGGAGGGGUCCCUGACCAAGCUGCAGCCCCAUCACAUGGACAGCGAGGAGGAAGAUGGUCUGGGCUGCCCCGUACUUUUGGUGGUCGGUGAGAACUUCUCUGACGAGGACGCCGUGAUGGCAGACGGGGGCAGCCAACCCCAACUCACCCAGCCAGCCAAGCUGACCAAGGCCUUCAAUGGCCGCGUCCACCAUGACUCGCUUGUCCCGGUCCCGAACCGCUUCGGUCGCCAGUUCCGGCUCGGCCGAAGGCGAACGGGGCCGGAGCCGAACCCUGUCCCGCGGCAGCGUCGGGGGAGCACCCGGGAGCCCUUGAUCCGCCCCUUCCCCGAAUGGACGUGCGGCCUACCCAGACUCCGACCUUUGGCACUGGGAGGCAACUGGGAGGCAACUGGGAGCGGCUCCUGCUUCUGA